Molecule: messenger RNA, 1450 nt
Organism: Cuculus canorus (common cuckoo)
Lineage: Eukaryota; Metazoa; Chordata; Aves; Cuculiformes; Cuculidae
Gene: RNF114
Product: ring finger protein 114
Exons: 6
Coding region: 27-704 (225 amino acids)
Biological process (GO): ubiquitin-dependent protein catabolic process; protein polyubiquitination
Molecular function (GO): ubiquitin protein ligase activity
Source: RefSeq, a predicted model, not a curated record
GGGGCGGGCUGAGACGAGGAGCCAAGAUGGCGGCGGCCGGUGGUGGCGGGGGUUCCUCCCGCUCUCCUGAGCGGUGUCAUGACCCGCUGUCGCGGUUCAUUUGUCCUGUGUGUCUCGAGGUGUACGAGAGCCCGGUGCGCGUCCCCUGCGGACAUGUCUUUUGCACUCCGUGCCUGCAGGAAUGUCUUAAGCCGAAAAAGCCAGUAUGUGGUGUCUGCCGCAGUACCCUGUCACCUGGUAGCAGAGCUCUGGACUUGGAAAAGCAAAUUGAAACGACAGAAACCACAUGCAAUGGCUGCAAUAAAAAAAUGUAUCUCUCAAAGAUGCGUAGCCAUGCAGCUUCUUGUUCGAAGUACCAGAAUUAUAUAAUGGAAGGUGUGAAAGCUGUAACUAAAGAACCACUUCACAACACCAGGAACUUCCCAAAUCGCUUUACUUUUCCUUGUCCAUAUUGCAGCGAGAAAAACUUUGAUCAAGAAGGACUAGUUGAACACUGCAAAACAUGGCACAGCAUGGAUGCAAAACAAGUGGUUUGCCCAAUCUGUGCUGCAAUGCCAUGGGGGGAUCCAAAUUACAGGAGUGCUAACUUCAUGGAGCACCUUCAAAGACGACAUCGCUUUUCGUAUGAUACUUUUGUGGAUUAUGAUGCUGAUGAAGAUGAUAUGAUGGCACAGGUUUUGAUGCGUUCUUUGCGAGAUAAAUGAACCAACUAGAAGAUUAAAUGUAAAAUCAAGCUUCCAUGAUGGGGAAAUGCCCAGCAUCCUCGCACUUCUCCCUGUACAUCCCAAGAUGAACUCAGGCAUUGAGAAAUACAGAAGACUUUUUAAUCCCUAUCUCAGUUUCAAAUCCUGGUUUGAUAUUUCUGUACUGCUCAGUCUUUUGUUAACGUGGUCUAUGCCGGUUAACCCUGUCAGCCUAAAUUUCUUACUUGCUUCACACACAGCGCUUAAUUGUAGGUCAACAUGGAGGACACAAAUCUGUUUUUCUGUACCUAUGCCUAUUUCUUUCUUUUGCAGCUGUGUUCAUUUGACUGUCUAAAAACAAAAACCUUCCAAAUGGAAUAGCCUGACCUAGUUAAUAAGUAUUUCUUCCCAUUCUUAUUUACAUAUCUUAAAUGAUAGUAUGAGAGGUGUAUUUGUAGCUCUGUUUUCCUUUAGUGAGACCUCUUGGUGCUAACUGUAAUUGUCAAACCAGCUCUCAUUUAACGUGACCUAUGAUGCUUGUGAUUUCAUAAUAUAUCCCAGUGUUUAAAUUCUUACAUGCAGCCUCUCAACUGUAUGGAAAACAUAUCUUCAGUACGAGUCUUUAAAUGUUCUUAGAAAAUCUUUGCACCUGUGUAAGAAAUUAGUUCAGAAUAUUUUAGUUUUAUGCAUGAUUAUUACUUUCUUCCAUAUUUUGACCAUAAUUUCUAGCCUGGAAAAUAAACUUUUAAUGUUGGUCUUAGUUAAAA